AUGUCACCCCAUGGUCUAGCAAUCAGAAUCAUCUUUGUUGCUCAGACAGGAGUUGGAAUGCUGGGAAAUAUUUUGCUUUUAUACAAUUAUAUCUUCAUUCCCAACCCUGAUAAAAGGCUAAAAUACAUGCAUCUGAUCAUCAAAAAUUUAAUUUUGGCAAACUGUUUGGUUCUUCUCUCCAGAGGAAUUCCUCAUACAAUAGUCGUCUUGGGGCUGCAAUAUUCUAUGGGGGAUAUUGGGUGCAAAUUUGUCUUCUAUGUUCAUAGAGUGGCCCGGGGUGUGACUCUUAGUACUACCUGUAUCUUGAGUGGACGCCAGGCCAUCACAAUUGGCCCUAACCAUUGCCACUGGGUGAAAGUCAAGGCCAAAGACCCCAAGUACAUGACAUGUUCCAUUUCGUUCUGCUGGAUUCUUCACAUACUGGUGAACAGUGUUUUCCCUGUGUACAUUACCGGUGCCAGUGAAAGCACCAACAGCAGCCAGUAUAAAUACCUUGGGUACUGUUCCAGUAUAGUUAUUGAAAGAAUGGAAAAUUUACUGUACUCUGUAAUCAUGUCUUCCAUUGAUGUGCUGUCUUUGGGGUUUAUGGUGUGGGCCAGCGUCUUCAUGAUGCUCAUUUUGUACAGACAUAAGCAAAAUGUUGUACACAUUCACAGCAAGAACUUCUCUUCUAAGCUCUCUGCUGAGACCAGAGCCACCCAGACCAUCUUCCUUCUGCUAAUCACAUUUUUCUCUUUAUACAUCCUGUCUUCAUUCUUUACCUUUUAUCUGUCUUACUUUGACCAGCCCAGUCCGUGGCUGGUGGACAUCAGUGCACUUUUGGCUGCCAGCUUCUCCUGUUGUAGUCCAUUUGUGCUCAUCAGCAGGGAUGCGUAUUUCUCCAGGCAAUUUUGCCCGCUGCCAAAAGAUGGACAAUUUCUCUAA
Octodon degus (degu) is the source of this 924-nucleotide messenger RNA. RefSeq names its product vomeronasal type-1 receptor 1-like. Bases 1 to 924 code for a protein of 307 amino acids. Lineage: Eukaryota; Metazoa; Chordata; Mammalia; Rodentia; Octodontidae. The transcript has a single exon. Gene Ontology annotation, cellular component: membrane. The record is from RefSeq and is a predicted model, not a curated record. Gene Ontology annotation, biological process: G protein-coupled receptor signaling pathway. Gene Ontology annotation, molecular function: pheromone receptor activity.